Ctenocephalides felis (cat flea) is the source of this 2860-nucleotide messenger RNA. RefSeq names its product mismatch repair endonuclease PMS2-like. NCBI's taxonomy places the organism in Eukaryota, Metazoa, Arthropoda, Insecta, Siphonaptera, Pulicidae. The record is from RefSeq and is a predicted model, not a curated record. Gene Ontology annotation, biological process: mismatch repair. The transcript has 2 exons. Gene Ontology annotation, molecular function: mismatched DNA binding; ATP binding; ATP-dependent DNA damage sensor activity. Gene Ontology annotation, cellular component: MutLalpha complex. Bases 100 to 2781 code for a protein of 893 amino acids.
AUGAUAACUUUAUUUUGUGACAAAAAUAAUGUAAACCUUUAGAGCAUAGUAGUUUUAUCUCUAUAUGUCUGUUUAUCGUUUUUUGAAUAAUUUUUGAAAAUGAUGGCAGAAAACAAUGUCGAAGAAGAAGUAUUACCGACAACAGAAAAGUCAAAAUCUAUUCAAGCUAUAAAUAAACAAAUUGUUCAUCAAAUAUGUUCCGGUCAAGUUGUAUUAAAUCUAGGAACAGCUGUUAAAGAACUAGUUGAAAAUGCCUUGGAUGCUGGGGCAACCUGUGUGGAAAUAAAGUUAAAAGAACAUGGCAAAGAAUCUAUAGAAGUUUGUGACAAUGGAACUGGUGUGGAAGAAGAAAAUUUUCAAGCAUUAACUUUAAAACAUCAUACAUCAAAGCUCCGAGAUUAUAGUGAUUUAAUAGGUGUUAGUACAUUUGGUUUCAGAGGAGAAGCUUUAAGUUCGCUAUGUGCUCUUUCUAAAGUAACUAUUACAACACGCCACAAAAAUGAUGAAUUAGGUACCAAAAUUGAAUUUGACCACAAUGGUUUGAUCAUAAAGAAAACACCCUGCUCUAGGCAAGUUGGAACAACGGUUCUAUUAGUCAACAUAUUUUAUACAUUACCUGUUCGCCAGAAAGAGUUUCAUAAAAAUAUUAAAAGAGAGUUUAAUAAAAUGACCCAACUUUUGUAUGCUUAUUGUUUAAUCUCCACUCAUGCAAAAAUUAUGUGCACAAAUCAGAACAAAGGUUAUGGUAGAACAAUUAUUGUAUCAACACAAGCAAAUAGUACACUCAGGGAUAAUAUAGUAAAUAUUUUUGGGUCUCAGCAGAAUCAAAAUUUAUUAGAAAUUAAACCAUUGAAUACUUAUAUAGCAGAAUCAGCUGAUGUUAUGGAUAUAGAAAAUGGAAAAUGCCAAAAAUCUCCCUUUCAAAUUGAAGGUGUAAUCUCUAGUUGUGCCCAUGGUGCUGGCAGAUCAGCACCAGAUCGGCAGUUUUAUUAUAUUAAUUCAAGGCCAUGUGAGCCUACAAAAAUAAUGAAAGUUGUAAAUGAAGUUUAUAAGCAAUUUAAUGGAAAUCAGAAUCCAUUUGUGUUUUUAAAUAUUAAAAUGGAGAACCAAGAUGUUGAUGUGAAUGUUACACCAGACAAACGUCAGAUAUUUUUAAAUCAUGAAAAAGUACUCACCACGCUUCUGAAACAAGCUUUAAUGAAACUGUUUGAAAAUAUUCCUGGCACUAUGAAAUUGCAAAAUAAAUCAUUGGAUGCAAGCAAUUUCAAUCAAUCAACUUUCACCAAAAAUGCUUUGCAUAACUUAGGAAAGCCUAAUGAAACAGGUAAAUGUGAAAACUCAAGUUUAAAAAGAAAAAUGAGUUUUUUAGAACGAUUUGCUAAUGAUACAAAACAAAUUAAAUUAUCUUCAGAAAAUGACAAUAGUACUAUAAUUAAUACCGCAAUUACUGAUAUUAAAACUCCCAAUUUAAGUUCAGAUUCUGAGGAUGAAGCUAAGGGUUCUCCCACACCAAAUUUUAAGCCCAUGGAUAAAAUAGCAGAAGAAACAACUGAUUAUGAAGAUAAGAGCAAUAUACAAGAUUUUAAAGUAUCACUGAAAAAUAAUCCUAUUUUCAUGCCUAAGAAUAUUAAUGUUUUUCAUGAGAAGGAUGAAAUUGAUGAAGGGUCAUAUAACGAAAAAAAAUUUAAUGUUACAUCAAAAAUUAAUCCAAUUGAUGUGUCAAAGGAAACCAAUGAAAGCAAGGAGAAAUCCUUGAUUGAAAAAGUAAAAAAUGAACCCAAAUUGAAUCUUGUUUUUAAUCCCAAAAUUAUAAAUGAGUUUUCAGAGGAUGAUUUAAAUAAAGCACAAGAUUUUAAAGAUAGUGAUGCUGAAUACUCUCUAGAUCAAGAUGAGAGUUCAUGUGAGUUAAAUAUUGAAGAAAAAAGUAACACGUCUGAUGAAUCAAUACAGUGUAAGAACAAAACUAAAGUCUCACAAGUUAAGAAAGACAAUGAUCUUGCAUAUAACAAGAACAGGCCAAAAGUUGAAAUGAAAUGCUCAUUAGAAGAUAUUAAGCAAAGAAUGCAGAUGCAGGAAAAAUCUAAAGAAGUACAAGAAUCAAAACUAAAUCGAAUCAAAUUUAGGUCAGAGAUCACACCAUCUUCUAAUGAAUCUGCUGAGAAAGAACUUGAGCGUGAAAUAUCAAAAGAAAUGUUUUCAAAAAUGACAAUUAUUGGCCAAUUCAAUUUGGGUUUCAUCAUAGUCCAAUUAGAAGAUGAUUUAUUUAUAAUAGAUCAGCAUGCAUCUGAUGAAAAGUACAACUUUGAAAACCUUGAGAAAACUACAACAUUGGUAAACCAAAAAUUAGUUGUUCCCCAAACAUUAGAGUUGACUGCAAUGAAUGAAAGUAUUUUAUUAGACAACUUAGAGGUCUUUGAAAGAAAUGGUUUUAAAUUUGAAAUAGAUAAAGAUGCUGUAACAACUAAAAGGGUAAAAUUAUCUGCAAUACCAAUGAGUAAGAAUUUUGAGUUUGGCAAAGAAGACAUUGAUGAAUUGUUAUUUAUGCUACAAGAUAGUUCCGGCGAUAAUUCUACAUGUAGACCAAGUCGUGUUAGAAGUAUGUUAGCUUCUAGAGCAUGUCGAAAAUCUGUUAUGGUUGGGUCCCCAAUGACAAGAGCUGAUAUGAGAAAACUUGUUGAUAAUAUGGGAACAAUGGAACAACCUUGGAAUUGUCCCCACGGUAGACCCACAAUGCGCCAUUUAGUUAAUUUGUUUUUAUUAAAGAAGGGUUCAGAACAAUAAAUAUUUUUAUAAAAUGUUUUAUACAAAGUAUGCUUUAAAAUUGUUAAUAAAAUAUUGUUUUAUGAAUUGUUUGAAUACA